Dermatophagoides pteronyssinus (European house dust mite) is the source of this 1123-nucleotide messenger RNA. RefSeq lists its product as uncharacterized. Lineage: Eukaryota; Metazoa; Arthropoda; Arachnida; Sarcoptiformes; Pyroglyphidae. The record is from RefSeq and is a predicted model, not a curated record.
CCAUCAUUCAAUGAUCAGCUGAAAAGAUUUUUUUUUUUUCGUUGUUGAACCGAUUAUGGAACGUCUGUGAAUUUGCUGGAUCAUUCCAUUCAUUUCAUUCGAUUUUGGAUUUUCAGAAAAAACGAUCCACCACUUUCAGAUCUCAAAUCAAGAAGAAAAUUUCCAAAAUUCAGUUCCAAAAUGUUUCAUUUUAAAUAUUUGCUCAUUGUUGUUGUUGUUGUUGUUUACUGUUGUCAUCAACAAACAUUAGCUGCUUUUCGUUCAUCCGGUGCCCGAUCAUCAUCAUCAUCCUCACCAAGAGCACGUUCACGUUCCAAUCAACGACAUCGUGAUUCACAAAUUUGUCACCUAAAAGAAGUUGAUUCUUGUUUGGAUAAAAUACAAACAUUGACUAAAGGACCAAAUCCAUCAUCAAUCAUAACAACAACCGAAGGUUUGAAUAAACUUUGUGGAACUGUAGAUGAUAUCCUGAAAUGUGUAAAAAGUUAUUUUAAAAAAUGUGGUACACCAUUACAACGUGAAAUCUAUGAUCUUACUAUUGAACAUUUUACACGAACAUUGAAAAAAUUUUGUAAUGAUAGUCCUGAACGUGAAGUUUUCCUUCAAAGUUCACCUUGUAUACAUGGAAAAGUAUUAUCAACAACAAAAUUUAAAUCCACAUGUAAUUCAGAUUAUUUAGCUGCAUUGGAUUUUGCUGCUAAUCGUACAUUGGUUGAUGAACGUAUUGAUUCUGUUUGUUGUGCACAUAAUACAUGGGAAGAUUGUGCACAAACAAUGAUUAUUGAAAAAUGUGGUAAAGAUUCUAAUGAUCGUUUUCGAUCAUUUAUGGAUAAAACAUUUGGCGGUAUUGGUUCGAUAAUGUGUCCACGUGGAAUAUUUCCGGCAACCGGUAAAGUAUGUAAGCAAGCAGUACCAACAAAAGGUACACGUCCAAAGGGAAAAAUUUCCGAAAAUUUCCUAGGAAAAUAUCUAAAUAGUUAUCUAAGUUUUAUUAUUACAAAUGCCUGAUAAUAAUAAUCUUUCAAAAUAAUUUAUUUAAUUUUUUGUAAUAAUUUAAAUAUUGCAAUAAGUUAUACACAAACAAACAAACAAAGAGAAAAUGUCCUAAAGAAAUGUAUAAUGA